Molecule: messenger RNA, 2496 nt
Organism: Gastrolobium bilobum
Lineage: Eukaryota; Viridiplantae; Streptophyta; Magnoliopsida; Fabales; Fabaceae
Product: cationic amino acid transporter 2, vacuolar-like
Exons: 15
Coding region: 371-2254 (627 amino acids)
Biological process (GO): transmembrane transport; amino acid transport
Cellular component (GO): membrane
Molecular function (GO): amino acid transmembrane transporter activity
Source: RefSeq, a predicted model, not a curated record
AAUGGUGUUAUCAUCGUCAUCGUAGCUUCGCAAUAAUUUCUUACGAUACACAAAAUCAAUAACGACGAACAACUUCUUUUUCUUAUUUUUUUGCCUUUUUUUUUUCAAAUAAUAAAACCCCAUUUCCCCCCCCCCGUAACAAGAAGUUAACAACUCUGCCGCUAAAUAACGGGGAAUUCCUUGUUCCUCCUGAUUCUUCCUACAAUCAAUCAUUGGAAUGAGAGCAUAUUAAUUGGCCACCUUAGAUUAGUUUUGUCGUGUACUGUGAUCUUGGAACAAUCAUUUAUUACUUUGAUUUUCCCUUUACUGGGAAGCUUGGUUUUGUGGUUGAGCAAAUUUUGGUGUGUGUGUUUUUUUCUUUUUUUCUUUGAUGGGUGUUUCGAUUGGUUCACAAUCACAAAAGGGUUCCAUGAAGUUUUUUACUAGGAGGAAGCAGGUUGAUUCUUCAGUUAGGAACACUCAGGGUCUGCUUGCCAAGGAGUUAACUGUUCCUCAUCUCAUUGCAGUUGGUGUUGGUUCAACAAUUGGUGCUGGAGUGUAUGUUCUGGUUGGAACAGUUGCUCGAGAGCAUGCUGGACCAGCUUUGGCCAUUUCUUUUCUGAUUGCUGGAUUAGCAGCUGGUCUUUCAGCCUUUUGCUAUGCAGAGCUGGCUAGUCGCUGCCCUUCUGCUGGGAGUGCAUAUCACUAUUCAUACAUAUGUCUUGGGGAAGGUGUUGCUUGGUUGAUUGGCUGGGCCUUGAUACUGGAAUAUACACUUGGUAGUGCUGCUGUUGCUCGUGGCAUAUCCCCCAAUAUGGCUGCACUCUUUGGUGGUGUGGACAAUUUACCCAUCUUUUUAUCACGCCAACGUAUUCCUGGGAUCGAUAUUGUAGUGGACCCAUGUGCAGCAAUUUUGGUAUUAAUUGUUACUGGACUCCUAUGUGUAGGGAUCAAGGAGAGUACAGUGGUACAAGGCAUAGUCACAUCAGUGAAUGUAUGUGCAUUGCUUUUUGUCGUAGCAGCAGGUGGUUACAUAGGAUUCAAGUCUGGAUGGGUUGGAUAUGAACUUCCUUCAGGGUUUUUUCCCUUUGGGGUUAAUGGGAUGCUUGCUGGUUCUGCAACAGUCUUCUUUGCAUAUGUAGGUUUUGAUGCAAUUGCCAGCACUGCUGAAGAGGUGAAAAAUCCUCAACGAGAUUUGCCCCUCGGUAUUGGAGGUGCACUGUUUCUUUGUUGUGGAAUGUAUAUGAUGGUCUCCAUUGUUGUAAUUGGUUUAGUACCUUAUUAUGCAAUUGAUCCGGAUACUCCCAUAUCCUCUGCAUUUGCUGACCAUGGGAUGCAAUGGGCAGCUUACAUUAUAAAUGCUGGAGCUUCCACAGCUCUCUGCUCAGCAUUAAUGGGUGGGAUACUUCCCCAGCCAAGAAUUUUGAUGGCUAUGGCAAGGGAUGGGCUACUGCCACCAUUUUUUUCUGACAUAAAUAAGCACAGUCAGGUUCCUGUUAAGGGCACAAUAGUUACUGGCCUUGUUGCUGCAGUCUUGGCAUUUUCUAUGGAAGUCUCUCAACUGGCAGGGAUGGUUAGUGUGGGUACACUUCUAGCAUUCACCAUGGUGGCAAUAUCUGUGUUGGUUCUAAGAUAUAUCCCUCCAGAUAAAGUCCCAUUGAUUCCUUCUCUCCAGGAUUCAACUGCUUCAGUGUCAAUGCAAAAUAGUUUGAGCAGCGCAGAGAGCAAUGAAGGAUAUGCAGAGGCAAAUGUUGGUACUUAUGAGGACGAAAAACCUUUAGUUGUUAAGGAGGAUGUUUCAAUUACUUAUCCACUUAUUGCUAAACAUCUUGCCAUUGGUUGUAUGAAUCUAAACAAGGGUAAUCGACGAAGAGUUAUUGGGUGGAUCGUAGCAUUCAUAUGCUUAGGGGCGCUUGUCCUCACGUAUGCAGCUUCAGAUUUGACUCUUCUUAGUUCUGUUCGCUUUGCAUUAUGUGGAGUUGGCGGUACUCUUCUUUUGUCUGGUCUUGUAUUUCUAACCUAUACGGAUCAAGAUGAUGCAAGGCACAACUUUGGGCACUCUGGAGGUUUCAUUUGCCCAUUUGUGCCACUGCUUCCCAUUGCUUGCAUUCUCAUCAAUUCCUACUUACUUAUUAAUCUUGGAGGGGGUACAUGGUUGCGUGUUUCUCUAUGGCUGGCAAUAGGACUACUAGUUUAUGUAUUUUAUGGCCGAACCCAUAGCUCUCUAAAAGAUGCAAUUUAUGUGCCUGCAACGCAAGUGGAUGAAAUUUAUUAGAAUUCCAGAAGCUGUCUUCCGAGGGCGAGCUAGAGAUGAAGUUAGUUUCUUUGUGAUUAUGUAAAAGUAAGGCUGUUGUGUGCAUCCCAAACCAAAGAAAAUAUUGCAGCUCAGCCACUUGUAUAAUCUAAUCCCUGCGCAGGAAUGCUUUUCAAGCUUAGGGAUAUAUAUUUGUUUUCUUCUGACGAAGAAUGUCAUUGUUAUAUAACAUGUCUUCCCCGUUAUUUAUAUCAUUUGUAUGA